This is a messenger RNA of Panicum hallii, 1799 nucleotides long. Its product is annotated as serine carboxypeptidase-like 51. The record is from RefSeq and is a predicted model, not a curated record. Lineage: Eukaryota; Viridiplantae; Streptophyta; Magnoliopsida; Poales; Poaceae. The transcript has 16 exons. Bases 1 to 1557 code for a protein of 518 amino acids. Gene Ontology annotation, biological process: proteolysis. Gene Ontology annotation, molecular function: serine-type carboxypeptidase activity.
AUGGAAGAGAGUAGCACGCUCUUUUUCAAAAAAAACACUUUGCUGAUUGCAGCAUCAUUGAAGGAUUUCCCCAGGGAAACCGCAGGCGACACCUAUUUAAACCCCAACCCCGGCCACAGUGCGACGCGCGCACUCGCUUGCCGCAGAGCAGACCACGCCCGCGUCUUCGACAUGGACAGGCCCAGCCACCCGCUCGCUCUGCUUCCCUUGCUCCUCUGCCUCUGCCUCGCCUCGCUCCGUGCCGGCUCCGCCGCGUCGGUCACCGCCGGCACCCCCGACGGCUCGGAGCGGUGGGGGUACGUCGAAGUCCGGCCAAAGGCUCACCUGUUCUGGUGGUACUACAAGAGCCCGCAGAGGACGUCGGCGCCGGGGAAGCCAUGGCCGACCGUCCUGUGGCUGCAGGGUGGCCCGGGCGCGUCGGGCGUCGGCCUCGGCAACUUCCUCGAGGUCGGCCCGCUGGACGUCAACCUGAAGCCGCGCAAUUCGACAUGGCUGCAGAAGGCCGACCUCAUCUUCGUGGACAACCCGGUCGGCGUCGGGUACAGCUACGUGGAGGACGACAGCCUGCUGGUGACGACCGACUGGCAGCAGGCCGCCGACGCCACCACGCUGCUCAAGGCGCUGGUCAAGGAGCUGCCCGCGCUGCAGAGCGGCCCGCUGUUCCUGGUCGCCGAGUCCUACGGCGGCAAGUACGCCGCCACGCUCGGCGCCUCCGUCGCCAGGGCCGUCCGCGCCGGCGAGCUCAAGCUCACCCUCGGAGGUGUCGCGCUCGGAGAUAGCUGGAUCUCGCCGGAGGAUUUCACGCUCGCGUACACGCCGCUGCUCCUGAGCGUGUCGAGGCUGGACGACAACGCCGGCGACGAAGCGAAAAGGAAGGCGGAGACCGUGACACGGCAGAUCGCGGCGGGGCAGCUCGCGUCGGCGCAGGGCUCGUGGACCGACCUUCUGGAUCUCAUCAGCACCAGGAGCGGCAACGUUGAUGUGUACAACUUCCUUCUCGACAGCGGCAUGGACCCGGUGUCCGCGGACACACCGACGGGCUCGUCGGCGACGGCGAGCAGCGUGCAGGCGCUGAGGUACGCGGCGUACCUCGGUGGCCAGGACUCGGACUCCAACACCAUCGACAGCAUCAUGAAUGGGGUGGUCAAGGAGAAGCUCAAGAUCGUCCCCAAGGACCUCAAGUGGGUGGAGAUCUCCCAGGACGUCUACAACGCGCUGGUCAACGAUUUCAUGAAGCCGAGAAUCGAUGAGAUUGAUGAGCUGCUGUCUUAUGGAGUCAAUGUGACAGUGUACAAUGGCCAGCUCGACGUAAUCUGCUCGACCAACGGCGCAGAAGCAUGGGUUCAGAAGCUCAAAUGGGAUGGUCUGAAGAGCUUCCUGAGCCUGCCAAGGCAAUCCCUAUACUGUGGCCAGAGCAAAGGCACCAAGGCUUUUGUCAGGUCCUACAAGAACCUGCACUUUUACUGGAUUCUUGGAGCUGGGCACUUUGUGCCUGCCGACCAGCCUUGCAUCGCGCUGAGCAUGAUCAGCAGCAUAACCCAAUCUCCAGCCAGUUAGAGGAUUCUACGUGAUAUGCAAAGAUCAAAAGGAGGCUUCAACUUCAAGCAGCUAGGACAAGGAUAUUGCAUCAUUCUUGAAGUACAGUAAAGGUCGCUUACUUGAAAGGCAAUGUAAUUGAUGAUACUUGUGCUUUUUUUCUUAUGCUUUUCAGGGAAAAACGAACACUGAUGUGAUAUAAAAAUGCCUCAUAUUUGAUUCCCCAAACGAAAGGGGAAAAUGCAACCGUUUAUGAUUUCUAA